CGCGCUGAUGCCGGCGGCUUUUUUCAUAUUCUUUUUCAUAUUCUUUUUCCUCAGAUUUGCUGUUGCGUGACCUUCCAAUCUAAGCCGCCCCAAUAUCGCGUAUUCCUCGCCAAUGUGUCGAUCAUGACGCCCCCAAAAUCUUCUCCCAUUCCUUCUGGCGUCGUCCCCCCUAUAACGCCGCCGUACGAGUCCGAAGGCCCUCCCGUCAAGGAAAAGCGAAGGCGGGCCGGAAAGCCCAAGGUUCGGACGGGCUGUGUAACUUGCAAAAUUAGAAGAAUCAAAUGCGACGAGCAGAAACCGGCGUGCCAAAGAUGCAUCUCAACAGGCCGAACAUGUGACGGCUACAAGCCUCUUACCAAACCAAAAGCGACCAGGAAACCGGGCUUUUCUCAACAGCUUUCAUCGUCCUCAUCAGUCAACUCAUCUUCAUCAUCACUAACACUGUUACGACCUCUGGUGACCAAUUUCAGCGGCGACAUGGUAGAGAGCCAGUAUAUCCAGCAGUUUUUGCCUCUGGCGGAGGAUUUGGUGGGAAUCACACAUAUUCACAAUACCUUCUUCUGGGGGCAUGUCGUACCGGAAUACUGCUUUACAUCAAAAGCAGUAAGGCAUGCUAUGGUCGCUCUCUCUUCUGCAUAUCACGAUUUUAAGCUUGCGGGAUCCAACCUCACCAUUUUUGGCCCACCAUCUAACACCGAGCGUUACAUUAUCAGACAGUAUAACCUCUCACUAAACCGAAUGGCCGAGGAAUUGAAUGGGUUGCCGAUGAGGAAACGUUAUGGAAUCAUCAUGAUAUGCUGCGUCUCCUUUUUCUAUAUAGAGAUUUUGCGAAGGAACUGGCCAACCGCCAUGAUGCAUCUCGCCAACGGCAUUCGCUUGAUGACAAAUCUACCAGACGCAGUUCAGGACAUCUUUCGACAUCCCGAGAUAUUCAGCCACGAUCGUGACAAUUCUCACGCUAGGGCAACCUACAUGACCAAGCUUCUUCGCCGGUGGGAAGGCUCUGCAGCCUUUAUGAGGAUAAAUUCACCACCAUCGCUAUCUCUCCAGGCAUACGAGACUAGGAAAAGCAACGUCGGGGGGGUCAAAGAGUUUACAUCGUUGGAGAAGCUACAAGAGCACGUUGACGAUUUAUUCCAGGAUAUCAAUGCUUUCAGUUGGAUGUGCAGACAGUACAACGGGGACGACGGUACUUGGGAUCACGCGGCUGCCCGAUUCCAGUUCGAUAUCCUACACCAGAGAUGCUACCAUAUCCGAGAGCUCCUCAAAAAGGCAAAGAAACUUUACGGAAACAUGGAGGAUGCCUCGAAUCCACGAGACUUUUUGAAAUUCAUGGGCUGUCUGCUUCGGCACCGCGGCGCGUCGAUUGCCCUUGAUUUUACGCCAUUGCCCCAAAUGGCGUUUACGCCCCCCGAUGAAGAGGAAGACAAAUUUCUGGAAGUUGCCAGUAUCGCAGAGACAAUCAAUCAAGCGUUACGGGUAUCUCUGGCGUCUGAAGCGUCUGGAUCCUCGCCGUGGUUCAACGUGGACUUUGGCGUUGUUACAACGCUUUACAUUGCGGCGUCAAAUUGCUAUACCGUCUCCAUGAGCGAAAAGUUGUUUCAAAUGAUGAUAAACUGGCCCUGGCGAGAGGACUUGUGGGACGGUCCAGAGUUAAGACGGCAGCUCUAUGACCUUAGGAAACCAAUUGUCGAAGUCCCAACGGCAACGACGCCCGACUCAGAAACACCAGUUCCGACGACGCCACAUCUCAUCAAACUAGCGCAUCGGCCUCCAUCCCGAGCAGCAGUGUCAACGACGCCGCCGUCCGAUGAUUAAUCGAUGCACCUCAUAUACCCUUUAUUCUUUCUCACACUCUCACGCUCUUCCCUCACUUGCUCCUCCUCAUUCUCUCUCUAUUCUUGAUUGACUUUUUUUUUACUGAAACGGACACUUUGGAAUCGAAAGUUAGCAUUAUGGCGCAAUCGGCAAACGGCUGGAAAGCAAGAACUCUUAUCGCUGCGAACGAGUUAGGUGCUAUGAAUUUUUAGACAUGAGCAGCG
Molecule: messenger RNA, 2042 nt
Organism: Trichoderma asperellum CBS 433.97
Lineage: Eukaryota; Fungi; Ascomycota; Sordariomycetes; Hypocreales; Hypocreaceae
Biological process (GO): regulation of DNA-templated transcription
Molecular function (GO): DNA-binding transcription factor activity, RNA polymerase II-specific; zinc ion binding
Source: RefSeq, a predicted model, not a curated record